AUUUGUAAUGUUGGCAUUAGUCGUAAUAGUCGGCACACUCGGCAUCCACAAAAAGCGAACUCAUCAUCUUGCUUGAUUGUGCAUUUUGCGAAACCACUGCUAAAAAUUCAAGUUUUUAGCAGAUAUUCCAACAAAAUGGGCCACGGGAACGAGAUGGAGGUGGACGAAAAGCCUCAAAAAGGAGAAGGCUUUCGCCAGUACUACAUCACGAAAAUUGAGGAGCUGCAGUUGAUUGUGGCCGAAAAAAGCCAAAAUUUGAGGCGACUGCAGGCCCAAAGAAACGAACUCAACGCUAAAGUGCGAAUGCUUCGGGAGGAGCUGCAGCUGCUUCAGGAGCAGGGCUCGUACGUUGGUGAAGUAGUUAAGCCAAUGGACAAAAAGAAGGUGCUGGUGAAGGUGCACCCUGAAGGCAAGUUCGUUGUUGACCUGGAUAAGAACAUCGACAUCAACGACGUCACGCCUAACUGCCGAGUCGCGCUGCGCAAUGAGAGCUACACGCUGCACAAAAUCCUGCCCAACAAAGUGGACCCACUGGUGUCUCUGAUGAUGGUCGAGAAAGUGCCUGACAGCACCUACGAGAUGGUCGGCGGCCUUGACAAGCAGAUCAAGGAAAUUAAGGAAGUGAUUGAGCUGCCCGUCAAACACCCUGAGCUGUUUGACGCCCUUGGCAUUGCUCAACCCAAGGGAGUGCUGCUCUAUGGUCCUCCUGGCACAGGCAAAACCCUACUGGCCAGAGCAGUUGCCCACCACACAGAGUGUACUUUCAUUCGCGUGUCUGGCUCCGAACUUGUGCAAAAGUUUAUUGGUGAGGGCUCGAGAAUGGUUCGAGAGCUUUUCGUGAUGGCCAGAGAACAUGCACCUUCAAUCAUCUUCAUGGACGAAAUUGAUUCCAUUGGGUCAUCAAGAAUUGAGUCAGGCAGUGGAGGCGACUCUGAGGUCCAGCGAACCAUGUUGGAGCUCUUGAACCAGCUGGACGGUUUUGAAGCCACCAAGAAUAUUAAGGUCAUCAUGGCCACCAACCGCAUUGACAUUCUGGACCCCGCUCUUCUUCGACCUGGCAGGAUUGACAGAAAGAUUGAGUUUCCACCUCCAAAUGAAGAAGCCAGACUGGACAUUCUCAAAAUUCACUCCAGGAAAAUGAAUCUGACGCGCGGAAUCAAUUUAAGGAAAAUUGCUGAACUGAUGCCUGGCGCCUCUGGUGCUGAAGUCAAGGGUGUUUGUACUGAGGCCGGAAUGUACGCACUGAGGGAACGAAGAGUGCACGUGACCCAAGAGGACUUUGAAAUGGCUGUGGCCAAGGUUAUGCAGAAGGAUUCAGAGAAGAACAUGUCUAUCAAAAAGCUCUGGAAGUAGGCUAGUAUUUCAGAUCAUCGUUAUAAGUUGCCGAUUUCAAAUAAAAUUAAUAUAAGUUAA
Messenger RNA from Cloeon dipterum, 1413 nucleotides. It is a transcript of the gene Rpt6, whose product is annotated as 26S proteasome regulatory subunit Rpt6. Gene Ontology annotation, cellular component: proteasome regulatory particle, base subcomplex. The transcript is spliced from 7 exons. The record is from RefSeq and is a predicted model, not a curated record. Gene Ontology annotation, molecular function: ATP binding; ATP hydrolysis activity; proteasome-activating activity. Gene Ontology annotation, biological process: proteasome-mediated ubiquitin-dependent protein catabolic process. Bases 136 to 1353 code for a protein of 405 amino acids. NCBI's taxonomy places the organism in Eukaryota, Metazoa, Arthropoda, Insecta, Ephemeroptera, Baetidae.